This is a messenger RNA of Malaya genurostris, 4380 nucleotides long. RefSeq lists its product as uncharacterized. NCBI's taxonomy places the organism in Eukaryota, Metazoa, Arthropoda, Insecta, Diptera, Culicidae. The coding region runs from base 26 to 4057 and encodes 1343 amino acids. Gene Ontology annotation, molecular function: zinc ion binding; nucleic acid binding. Gene Ontology annotation, biological process: DNA integration. The record is from RefSeq and is a predicted model, not a curated record. The transcript is spliced from 2 exons.
AAAAUAUAUAUAUAUAUAUAGAAGGAUGGCAAUGAUCGGAUCUUUGGAUCAUUAUUUAGCAGGAACGUCGUUUUCCAAUUAUAUUGAACGACUUGAAUUCCUGAGUCAACUGAAUGGAUGGGCGGAAGAGAAGAAAAAGUCAAUUUUGAUCGCUCUCUCCGGUUCUGUAGUCUACGAUGAGCUGAAGUUAAUAUUUCCAGCAGUUGAACUGAAAACAUUAAAGUAUGAUGAUAUAGUUAAAAAGCUUAAGGAGAGGUUCGAUAAAAUAGAGCCUGAUAUGAUGCAAAGAUACCGUUUUUAUAACCGAUUCCAGGGGUCAGAUGAGUCAGCUGAAAAUUUUAUUUUAGCGAUUAAGCUACAAGCUGAGCAUUGUGACUUCAAAGAAUUCAAAGAUACAGCUAUUAGAGAUCGUUUGAUUAUGGGUGUUUUUGAUAAGGACUUGCAGAGAUCUUUGUUAUUGGAAGAAGAUUUGGCCUUAACUACAGUAGAGCGAAAAAUAGUGAACAGUGAAUUGGCAGGAAAAAGAGCUAGGUUAAUUAAUGCGAAUAAAAUAGAUGUCGAUGGUGUGUUAGCAAUAAAGAACCGUUUGGGACGGAGAGAAAUUUUUGACAAUGAUCGUUAUAAUGAUAGACGUUUUAGUGGACAGCAUAGGAAAAAUGGGUACGGUUAUAAUGAAAAUCGUGUUAGUUUUAGGCGCGAUUUUAGGAAAAGAUCGGCUUCUGCCAGUAGAAAUCGGAACUCAUAUGCUAGUGCUAUUUGUAAUUAUUGUAAAAAGAAGGGCCAUCUUAGAAGAGACUGCUAUAGUUAUAAAAACAGAAAUUCAGUCAGAUUUUUAAAAAAUGAUACUAGGGAAGAAAGCUAUAACUUCAAAAGGUCUAAAGAACGAGAUUCUUCUGUUGAGACUGAUGGCCUAGAGUGCAUGAUGAUAUCUACAAUAAAAAAAAAUAAUGAUCCAUGCAUGGUGGAGGCUGUUGUUCAAGGCUGUGUCUUGAGUAUGGAAAUUGAUUCAGGAUCAGCGGUAUCGGUUAUAAGUGAAGCGGAUUUCCAAAAAUUGUUUAGUAACAUACCGUUAGUCAGCAGCAAGCGACAGCUUGUUGUGGUGAACGGUAAACGGUUGAAAAUCUUGGGGGAGAUCGAUGUCAAGGUGAAAUUGAAUGGCUUCGAGCACCAGCAUAUGCUAGUGGUUUUGGAAUGCCGUAAUCGAUUUGUUCCCUUGAUUGGUCGUUCUUGGCUUGAUUGCUUUUACCCUGAUUGGAGAUCUGGCUUCGUAUCCGUGUCUUCAGUUAAUAGCUUGACUGAUGAGAAAGAUUUUUCAGAACCUAUAGUGGGCUAUGAAGGUGAGCUAAUUCUGAAGCAUGAACAGCCGAUAUUCAAGAAAGCGUACACUGUGCCGUUUAAACUGAAGGAUAAAAUGCUAGAGCAUUUGGACAUGCUGGAACAGCAAAAAGUAAUAACGCCUAUUGAAGCCAGCGAAUGGGCUUCGCCGGUUAUUGUUGUCGUGAAGAAGGAUCAAGAUAUUCGCAUGGUUGUUGAUUGCAAGGUAUCUUUGAACAAAGUUAUUGUACCGAACACUUAUCCGCUACCGCUAGCUCAGGAUAUUUUCGCCACUUUAGCGGGUUGUAGGAUUUUUUGUUGUCUCGAUUUGGCUGGAGCUUAUACGCAGGUUCUUCUUUCAGAACGGUCCAGACAAUAUACUGUGAUAAACACUAUUAAGGGUCUUUUUAUAUAUAAUCGACUGCCACAAGGUGCUUCCAGCAGUGCUGCGAUUUUUCAAAAAAUUAUGGACCAGGUCCUGUGUGGACUGGAAAAAGUAAGCUGUUACUUGGACGACGUCCUAAUAGCAGGUGAAAAUUUUGACGAAUGUUACAAGAAUUUGAAACUAGUUCUUGACAGACUGCUUAAAGUAAAUAUUAAGGUUAAUUUUAAGAAGUGUAAGUUUUUUGUCACAAAAUUACCUUAUUUGGGACAUCUCAUUACGGACAAAGGUUUGUUGCCUGCGCCUGAGAAAUUAUCCACGAUAAGUGAAGCUAAACCGCCUACGAAUGUAGCAGAGUUAAGAGCGUUUCUAGGCUUGAUUAACUAUUAUAACAAAUUCGUUUCACAUAUGUCAACUAAGUUAAGAAGCUUAUAUGCUUUACUGACUGCUAAUGUUAAAUUUAUUUGGACAAAGGAAUGUCAAGAAGCUUUCCAGAAUGGAAAACAGGCCUUGUUGAAAGCAAACUUACUGGAGUUCUAUGAUCCAAAUAAACCAUUAGUGGUUAUAUCGGAUGCUAGUUCGUACGGAUUGGGUGGAGUUUUAGCUCAUGAAAUUGGGGAAAUAGAAAAACCGAUAUGCUUCACCUCUUUCUCACUAAAUGCAGCCCAAAAGAAAUACCCGAUUUUGCAUUUGGAGGCAUUAGCACUUGUAUGCACCAUUAAGAAAUUUCACAAGUUUCUUUAUGGACAAAAAUUUAAGGUGUAUACAGACCACAAGCCUUUAGUGGGCAUAUUCGGGAAAAAUGGAAACAAUUCGUUGAUUGUAACCAGAAUUCAGAGGUAUAUUUUAGAGUUGUCCAUAUAUGAGUUCAAUAUAGUUUACAGAAAAUCUUCGCAUAUGGGAAAUGCCGACUUCUGCUCGAGAUUCCCAUUGCAGCAAGCUGUACCUCGAAGUUUGGAUAUCGGUGGCAUAAAUAGUUUGAAUUUGACAGACCGUUUUCCUCUAGAUGUUGGACUAAUAGCGAGCCAGACUAGAAAUGAUACACAGCUGACACACAUCAGAAAUUUUAUGGAAAAUGGGUGGCCAAAAACCAUUCCUGAAUCCUUUAAAGACAUGUUUUCGCUAAGAAAUGAUUUGGAUAUUGUUGAAAAUUGUUUAGUCUACCAGGACAGGGUCAUCGUUCCGGUGGCUUUAAGAGCUGGUAUUUUGAAAAUGUUACAUGCCAACCAUAUUGGUAUGGUUAAAAUGAAAAAGCUAGCGAGGAAUACUGUAUUUUGGCCGGGAAUAAACAAUGAUAUAGAAAACUACUUGCGAAAAUGUGAGGCUUGUAUCAAAAUGGCAACUGUUCCGACUAAACCUAGUCACAGUAAAUGGAUUCCAACGACUAGACCAUUCAGCCGUUUACACGCGGAUUUCUUUCAUUUUGAUAGGAAAACAUUUUUACUUAUUGUAGACAGCUUCUCGAAAUGGGUGGAAGUAGACUUUAUGCCACACGGAACAGACGCAAGAAGGGUCAUAAAUAUAUUUAUAAGCUUCUUUGCCAGGUUUGGUCUUCCAGAUGUCGUAGUCACUGAUGGGGGGCCGCCUUUUAAUUCUAAGGAAUUUGUUUCAUUCUUAGAGAGGCAAGGGGUGCAAGUCUUAAAAAGUCCUCCGUACAAUCCAAGUAGCAAUGGACAGGCGGAGCGCUUGGUACGGGUAGUGAAAGAGAGUUUCAAAAAGUACAUGCAUGAUCCAGAAUUACGGAAUCUUGAUGUGACUAUGAAAAUCAAUUACUUUUUGAUUAACUACAGAAACCAAAUUGCCACUUCCGACGGUUUCGUUCCCUCUCAUAAAGUAUUUGCAUACAAGCCAAAAAAGUUGCUAGAUUUGAUUCACCCUUCCAAACAAUACAAAAACUUUUUGGAAAAGCCUAGUCCAAUAAUAAGUCCUACCACCCCUAAAAUCGAUCCAUUUCUUAGGCUAGUGGAAGGUGAUAAAAUUUAUUAUAAAAAUUUUAAAAAGACAGAUAUUGCGAGAUGGAUUGAGGCGAGAUUUAUAAAACAAUUAUCUAAUAACACUUUUCAAAUUUCGUUUAAUAGGAACAUACUUAUGGCUCACAGGAAUCAAUUAAAAUUGGCAAACAAUGUGAUGCAAACGUCCAGACUGCUAGUCCCAGAAGACACACCACAUGGUAGGAAGCGCAGUUGGAAGGAUGACCUUGAAGAACCGUUACACGGAAUACCUGGUUCGUCUACAGGGCCUUUCAGAGGAUUCUCUGACUUCGAACUGUUAAAACCUACUCAAGAAAAAUUACCAAAAACGAACCGUAGUCCGUCAAAAAAGAGCACUGGAAAACGCAUUGUAAUGCAAUCGAAAGGAUAAUCAUCAACAGCAGUGAAGUCUGCAAUCGAAAGGAUGAUCUUUGGAUUUACACGAAUUUUGCAUAUCAUUAUUAUAAUAAGAAGUUUAAUCUCAAACAUCGUUUGAAUUUAUUUAAGAGUUAGUUAAUUCUUCAGAGGGGAGAACUGUUAUGUCAGGAGUAUUUAGUACAUAACGCGUAAUAUGAGAGCACUCAGUUUACUGCUUUAUUGAGAGUGUGCUCUCAGUUCUGAACUACACGUCAAUGGUGUCGGAAGUGCCAAUAGUCGGUGUUAAAUAUUAAUAAAAAAUUAUAAAGUGAAAUAAAGUUUUAAUUGUACAAAUGA